Messenger RNA from Athalia rosae (coleseed sawfly), 1736 nucleotides. RefSeq names its product cytochrome P450 9e2-like. The record is from RefSeq and is a predicted model, not a curated record. Gene Ontology annotation, molecular function: oxidoreductase activity, acting on paired donors, with incorporation or reduction of molecular oxygen; iron ion binding; heme binding. The coding region runs from base 179 to 1699 and encodes 506 amino acids. The transcript has a single exon. NCBI's taxonomy places the organism in Eukaryota, Metazoa, Arthropoda, Insecta, Hymenoptera, Athaliidae.
CGUGUUUGUUAUUCAUCGGUAAGCGUUCGCGAAGGUGAAUCGGAUAAGCCAGAAUUCCUUUUAGACCGAAGUGAGCUCGGAUCGGACGGCGGAGUGCAGUGGGUGAUCAAUUUUCGAGCGAAGCGGUGCGUCGUCGUACGAAGAAAUAGAAGAAAUUCGAAACUCCUAAGACUAAAUCAUGGAUUAUUUCGCGGUCAUUUCUACGCUGGUUCUGGGCGCCCUGGCGUUCUACCAUUACGCCUAUCGUAAUUUCGAUUACUUCAAAAAAAGGGGAGCGCCGUUCGUUCCGCCGAUUUCUUGGCUCGGUAACCUCGGCAUGUCCGUUCUCGGUAUAAAACCGUUCGACAAGGUCGUGAAGGACAUUUACGACUACAAACCCGAGGCUAAAUACAUAGGAUUCUUCGACUUCAGCACCCCAAUCGUGAUGAUACGGGAUCCGGAAUUGGUAAGAAUGGUGAAGAUAUCGAACUUCGACAAGUUUUCCGACCACUUGGGGCUGCCCGAAGGAUCGAAGGACUUCUUUUUGACGCGCAAUCUCCUCGGGAUUCAGGGACAACGCUGGAAGGACAGCAGGGCGUUGCUGAGCCCGAUUUUCACUCGAAGUAAAAUGAAGAUCACUUUCAAUCUCGUCAAGGAACGCGCUCAAACUUUCGUCAACGAUUUGGAAAAAAUAUUAGCCACGGACGAGACCCGAGCAUUCGACAUGAUCGACGUAUUCGGAAAAUUCGCCAACGACGCCACGGUCCUCUCGGCGUACGGUAUAAAAGUCGACUCUCUCAAGGACCCGGAGAACGAUUUCUUCGUCAUCGGUAGGGAGGCAACCGACUUCGGAGGUUCCUUGGCCUUUCCCCUCUACCUGUUCAACACGUUCCCGCGAAUCGCCAGGCUCUUCGACGUCAGAUUAUUCAGCAACAGGAUCGACAAUUUCUUCAGAGGCAUCGUGAGGUCGGUACUGGCGGCGAAAGACACCGAGGGUAUCGUCGUAUCCGACAUGUUUCAGCUGCUGACUCAAACCAACGAAAAAACCAAAGAGUUGAAUUUGACCGAAGACGACAUGGCAGCGUUCGCCUUCGAAUAUUACCUCGGCGGUGUGGCGGCCUCGAGAUACGUGGCGAGCAACGUAGCCCACAGGAUAGCGGUGAAUCCCGAUGUCCAGGAGGAGAUUCACCGGGAGAUCGACACCGUACUCGAUCAGUGCGAGGGUGAGAUUACUUACGACGCCCUUCACGGGAUGGAAUACCUGGAUGCGGUCAUCAAGGAAACGCUACGAUUACAUCCACCGGUUCACGUAACCGACAGGAUUUGUAAACAGGAGUUCGAACUCCCGCCGGCUGAACCUGGAUUUGAACCUUUUAAGGUGGAACCCGGUACACAGCUAUGGAUGCCGGCCGGCUGUAUACAAAGUGACGUCAAGUAUUAUUCCGAUCCGGAUAAAUUCGAGCCCGAACGAUUUUCCAAUGCUAAUAAAAACACCGUUGAUCCCGCGACCUUUUUCCCAUUCGGAUUGGGCCCCAGAGUUUGUACCGGAUACGUGUACGCCUUGAUGCAGAUCAAGAUGGUAUUAUUCCAACUUAUGACAAAUUUCAAAUUUUCAACGUGCCGCAUGACCAAAGAUCCACUGAAAAUUUUCCAUUCGGGGAUACUCGCUACCGUACCAGACGGCGUUUGGCUCAAAAUAGAACCUCGAACUCCUCAGUGAGGGAUUACGAAAAUAAAUAUCAUAAUUUCUCAUCGGA